AUGGACGAUCUGUUCACUAACGAUCUUGCAAACGAGGAAUCACCCGAAGAAAAAACCCCUGAGGAAAAAUCGUCCAUAGAAUAUGACGGCGAUUUUAAAGCCGAUUUCGGCGUUAUGGACAGUGAUGAGUCAUUUAUCGUAGAUGAUGACAAGAGUUUAUCCUCAGACGAAGAAGAUCGUGACGUUAAGUAUGAUGCGGAAGGUGAGGAUGAUUAUGAUUUCCUGUUUGGCGCACCUGAAGAGGAGCCAGAGGUAAAGGUUAAAAAGCGUGUAAAGGAACUAGAACGACUUCUUACAUCACGAGCAGGUGCUUAUGAAGAAUUUGAAGGAGCUGAAGAUGAGAUUAUACACACUCUCGAUGACUUGGUUUACCAGUAUGAACACCGUCAAGCUCUCGAGUCUGAAAUUCUCACACUCUUCUCUGGUCUCAUCAAACGUGAACAUAUAUCUCAUCAUAAUACUACUGAGACUGUUAAUAACCUUAACACUGAUAGAAAUACUUACAGAAAUAAUAGCACUCUUAACACUACUGCUAGUAAUAUGGAUAAUUCUGUGAUGAGUAAGAAGAUAAAUAAGAUGAUGAAAAGAAUAAUAAAGGAAACGUUUAAAGAUCGUGAACCUGAAGGUCGUUUUGGAAGAUUUGGUAAAAUGGCUUCAAGCUCAAAUUUACGUGAUUUAGACCACGAAAAGGAGAAUAUUGUAAUGACAAUAGAUUCAGAAGCACUUGAGAAUUUGCGGGACAUUAACACACUUUUACAUCGUGAAAGAGGUGGAGAUUAUGAGGAUUUGGAUGGCAUUUCACUUUACAAAUACCCACGCUGUGCCUCAGUAUACAUUUUCGCUCAAAAUUUUAUACUUUCCUCUGUUUCCCCACUCUGCUCAAUUCUUAGUAGAGGCUCCGCUAAUGAAGAAAUUGAAGUUGACUUGUUAGUAAAUGAAUUAGUCUACUUCUUUUAUCAAAUCACACAACCUCCAACUGAGAAUUGGUUCAACUACUGGCAUUCAGUGCAGGAUAUUUACAAGGAUAUUAACCGACAAUACACAACUAGUCAAAACUCGACAAUGAAUCCCAACAUUUUAAAAGAGUUAAAGUAUAGAAUUAGGAUCAUAGAUGACUAUGUUAACGGUUUAAGAGUUGUUAGAAGUGCAAUGGAGAACUCUGAAAUCUGGUCACUAAUCGGUGAAUUUAGACUUAAAUUGGAACAUUUUAAACAGAGUAACUAUAUCACGACUGAAGAUUUGAAUACUUUAAAUGGGUUAAAGCAAAGGCAAAAGGAGUUAUCAGAUGAACGUGAUUAUCUUGUACAGGACCAGGAAGACGGAAUAACACUGGUGAAUAAACUUAGAAAGGAUAAAUCUGUAGUAGCUGAAAAUAAAAAGAGGAUUAAAGACAUUAGAACAGAAUUGUAUGAAGUUACAAGUCAGAUAAAUGAGAUAAACAAGAAGGUGGAUGAUGCCAAAACAAAGUCAGAUCUCCACAUACAGACUGUUAGGAUUUUAAUAUCGCAAGUUUUAACCAUUAAUUCCAAUAUGCAAAUGUUACUAAUACUAAAUGAAGUUGGUUUAUUAACCAUAAUUAGGCAAGAAAUUUUGCAAUUAUUUCAUCAUACAACUAAAGCUAUUAUUCCAGUUCAAUACACCAGUGUUGAUGCUAACGGUGUUAAUAAUGUUAAUGGUGUGAAUGGCCUUACUACUAACACUAACGGUGUUAAUACCAGUAAUAAUGAUAAUGUAGAUGACUAUGAGUAUUAUCCGAGUUAUUUGACGGAAACUGAGCGGAGUAGUUUAUGGGAAUAUGUGAGAAUAGUUUACAAUAUCUUUACAGGAUUCAACAUUAACUACAAAAAUACUAUAGAAAGUUCUGUUCAAACUAAUACAUCUAACACUGUCAAUGGUACUAAUUUAGCUGGUAAGGAAAUGGAGAAUAAUAAACUGGAUAGUAAUGGAAUUCCUGUGAAUGAAUAUUUGAUAGAAAUGUACAGAAUGAACCCUAAGUUGUAUAAUAAAUACAAGUUAUAUAAUAAGUAUAAGUUGUAUAAUUACAGUGGUACAGGUCGGGAAAAGUAUAAUUACUACUACCUGUUCAGAUUUAACUCAUACUCACAAGCACAGAGAAAUACAUUAAAUUCCGGCACUGAGGAAGAAAUUGAGGCUGUCAGGACUGAAAUCGAGUUAAUAAUUGGGAAACCAAUGACGGGCCCAACUCUUAACUCAGGAACAAGUGAACAUAAAAUUGAGUACCAAUUAGUGUUACUAUUAUCAAUAUGUGCACAAGAUGUUAAUAGAGAUGUAAAGGAGUUUUAUUCAGAACCAUUUGACAGGUUAAUAGUACUAAACAUUAAGUCGUUAAUUUUAUUAUACUACUACAAUACAGUUGUAAAGGGUAUUAGUACACUAUUGAAUUUCAAUACUGUGUUGAAAUAUGUAAAUGAUGAAAAUCUUUUAAGAAGUAUGUUGUUGAAUUAUUUAAGUGAUUUGGUAAAGAAAUUCAACUACUUUAAUAAUUUAGUCACUGUUCAAGUGUUACAAAAUGCUCUUGUAGAACUGCUAUUCCUACUCAACACUGAUAAGUGUGGAUUAACCAGUGAUAAGUCUGGAACAAACAGUGAUAAUAUGACUAUAUCAGAGAUAAGGAAUAUAUUUGUAUAUUAUUUGAAGACUAAUGUUAGACAAUUGUUAUUUAGUGUUUUGAAGAAUUAUAAGCUGUGUUAUAAUUACAAACUAUUCAUAUUAUCAUUAAGAGUUUUAAUGGUUUUGGAGAAGUUUAUUUCAAAGUUCAACUCUGUUACCUUUACAACUUCUAAGGUUAGUAAUUUUGAUAAGGAUAUUGAUUUUGACGACUUUUCAGAUGAGUCUGAGUCUGAAAUGAGUUACUCAACUUCAGCCAAAAAUAACAUAACGGUUAACAAAAACAAUAUCUUCAAUAGCAAAAAUGUAAAUAAUACCCAGAAUGACAUUUUAAAAAAUGGUAAAAUAGUCUACAACUCACUGCUACUCCUAUUCAAACUACACAAUCUCUACACUAUUAAUAAUAGCAUGAACAAUAUGAAUAAUCAUAUUAACAAUUAUAGGAAUAAUUUAAAUAAUAUCAGUACUACUAGUAAUCAUGUGAAUAAUAAACUAAACACUUUUACCUCAAAUAGUACUACUAAUGCUGUUACUAAUAGUAGUGUAAAGAGUGGUUUGGAUGUACUAUUGUUAUAUUUAAGAAGAGUACCUGUAACAUAUUUUUAUGAUUUUAAGUAUUUCUUUUACUUCUACAACAUAAUGUAUAAUAGUGGCCAUUACAAUUCAAUGAUUGAGGGAUGCAUGGAUGGUUUUGGUGACGUUGGUGACACUGUAUGUAACUUUAUGAUGGAUGUUUUGGAACGAUUUUUCGACGACUGGCUUUUGCCCAGUAAUUGGAUGUUGUUAUUAGAGCUGUUUUAUACUAAAAAUGUACCAGUUAGCAAUAGACUAAAGUAUAAUAUAAACCAUAAAGCUUAUAUCCAGCCAUUGCUGGAAAAUAGUUAUAAAAAUGAUACAAUUCUAAAGAGUUUACUGAAGAGUGACGAUAACCUUGUUGACAUUAGUGAUAUUACAGCUGUGUUAGCAGAGACUACUAAUACUGUUACAACUUCAGGAUUAGACUCUGUUAUUCUAAAGUAUUAUCAGAGAUUUAAGUAUAUGGAGUAUGACAACUUGGUAAAUUACUUAUCAGAGUUGCUUAAUCUACCAAAGAGAGUUAUAAUACAACACAUUGACAAGUUUAAUGAAGAGGGUAUGACUCAGACAACUAAUGAAACUAGUCCCCUAGGAUUAACGUUAAGAAAUUUGAAAAACAAAUGUGGGAUGGAUCUAUUGAAUGAACUGUAUGAUAACAUUGUGGAUGCGUUUGAAAUGCAUAAAUUAUCUCUAAAGAGGAAAGUUGACGUGAUUGAGCCGAUGCUCCUGACAAAUGACGUGAAACAGGAUGAGAAUUACAGAAAUUUAGUACAAUCCUUUGGAAUAAAUGACGAAUUCAAGAUGACUGUCAAUGACAGAAACCAGACUCAAACUCUGUUAAACACUUUUAAACAGUUUCUAGAAGGUGAUCUUGAGGUCAAAGAUCCUGACACUAUGACUACUGAUGAUGUUGAACAGGAUGAAAUUGAUGUUUUCAAUGUCACGUCUAAAGACAUUAUUAAACUCCUACUACAAAUUAAACUGUCCCAUGUUGAAGGCGUGAGUUCAGCUGAUGGUAUACCCGGAGAUAAUACAAAUGUGACCGAUGGUCUGGACGGCGAUAAUGUGAAUAUGACGGAUAAUAUGACAGUUGAUCGUGUAACUAAUACCAACCCCAGUAGUGAUAAUUUGGAUAUUGAGGAAUUAUGUAAUAUUUGUAAUGAUGUGAUAAGUGAGAAUGUAGUACGAUAUUAUAAGAUCGAUAAUAAGGACCUGAUGCCACUAUAUAGGAAAUUAUUAUUGUAUUGUAAUGUUAAAAUUGACAAUAAUUUGUUGAAACUCAAUAAUAAGGAAAUUGGUCCUGAGAUUAUUAAAAACAGACUAAAUAUCAUCAAAUCAUUACAUAAACUCAGUAAUGAACAGUUGAUCAACAUUUCUAACAAGUUUAAUACUCAAACCAACACCACUCCUACCACCACUACUGACUUACCUAACAAUGAGGUGCCUAACAAUGACCAGUCACAAAAUAAUGAAGUAGAUCAUGAGAUUGAUGAAUUGUUUGAUGAUACUAAUACUGAAAGUACAUUAUCAAGCAGGAGUCUUGGUAAGAAGAAGAAAUUAAAAAGGAAAAAAACUACAGAAACUCAUACCGAUACAACCACUACUGUUCCCCAAGAUGAUACUAAUAUAACUAAUUUGCAGUCUAAAGAUGACAAUGACAGAACCACCACAAAAUCACAAAUUGACACUGGUGUGGAUGUUGAAGUAAGGGAUAAAAAGAAGAGAAGGGUUAGGAAACCGAAAACACCACUUAUAACCAGUGAAAUGGUCGGAACGAGGGUAUUGGACUCGAGUGUUUCAGUGCCUGAGGAGCUUAUUCAGAGUCUGACAAACCUCAAGAGGGUACCAGAGAUGAUAAUUAAACUUCAUGAACAAUCGCUAACCUUAGCCAAAAACAAACAACUCAUCAACAGUCUAAACCACGAUAAUUUCAAACAAAUCAUCUCAUCAAUAUAA
Theileria parva strain Muguga is the source of this 5160-nucleotide messenger RNA. RefSeq lists its product as uncharacterized. The coding region runs from base 1 to 5160 and encodes 1719 amino acids. The transcript has a single exon. The record is from RefSeq and is a predicted model, not a curated record. Lineage: Eukaryota; Apicomplexa; Aconoidasida; Piroplasmida; Theileriidae.